AAAAUAAAUUUAUCAAUUUUCGUGGAAAUAGACAUAAUUAUAUCUUUUCAAGAUGGGUAGAAGAUCAAUAAACACCACGAAAAGUGGAAAAUAUAUGAAUCCAACGGAUCAAGCGAGAAAGGAAGCUCGCAAAAAGGAACUGAAGAAGAACAAGAAACAGAGGCAAAUGGUAAGACAAGCAGUGUUGAAAAACAAAGAUCCAGGACAGUUAUUAGAAGAAAUGGAGAAAAUUGAUGAAAUGGAAUAUAAUGUUUUGCAACCAUCUCCACUGAACGAAAAAGUAUUAAAGGAGAAACGUAAAAAGUUGAAGGAGACAUUCGAUCGAGUCAUGAGAUUGUUACACGAAGAAGAUCCAGAAACAUUUUCAGAAAUGAAAAGAAAGGAAGUAGAUUAUGAAAAAAGGAAGUAUAAACGAGUGCAGUACUUUGAGAGCGUUAGACAUGCUGAACAAGUAUCUAUUGAGGAUAUUCCACUGCCGUCAGCAACAAAUGAAAAACCUUUACCAUCAACAAUUCCUAAAAUAAAUUUACCACCUCCAGUUUUGCUUACUAAUUUACCUCCAAUAAUGCCGCUAAAGAAACCAGAUGAAGCAAAUGAGACACAAGAUAAUAAAGAAAAGAGUCCGCCUGGAGUUCCACCUCAAUUCCCACCAAAUAUCUAUGAAAUACGUGAAUUAGACUCAGAUUAUGAAAGCAGCGAUGAAUCAGAGAAAGAACAAGACGAGAUUAUUUCAAAGGAUAAGCAUGACAAGAAUAUUGAAGAAUUUAUGAAGGAAGUAGAAUCAGUGCAAAAAAAAAAGGUAGAAGAAAAGAUAUUAGAUAUCAGAAUAGAUCCAACGCCGGAUGUAAAUAUGGGUAAUGAAGAACCACCAAUAGAAAAUGAACAGCCGGAAAUUCUACCAGAAAAAGUUGAAAUACCUAAAAUACCAGAACAACCCAUAGUUUUACCGCCACAGCCAAUGCCACCAAUGGCUUUACCUAGAAUGCCUCAUCCUUUAAUGUUUCGUCCACCUCCUUUACGAGGGCAUUUGGGUAUGGGUAUUCGAAUGCCGCCAGGUAAAUGCUUUAUUCUGUCAUUUGCAAGUCUUAUUAUAAUUAAAUCAUUUGUUAAAUAGGUCCACCGCCAGGUCCAAGACCAGGAAUGCCUCGAAUGGCACCAGGUCCACCACCAAGACAUAAGCAUCACGAUAGAAACCAAAUGAUGCCACCAAAGCAAUCAACAACUACAAUUACAGCAAAACCACAAAUCAGAAAUCUCUCAGCAGAUGUGACUCGAUUCGUGCCAUCAACAUUACGAUCUAAACGUGACGAACCGAGAAAGACGAAACCAAAAUCGUACAUUAGCGAAACUCAGAUGCAACAGGUAACAAUGCAUAAACAACAGCAACACAUGAAAACAAAGGACGAUGCCUAUCAUCAAUUUAUGAAUGAACUUCAAGAUUUACUUUAAGGCAGUGAAAUUUUACUUAAAAAUAAUUAGACAGCAAAUAAAGCUUGCAGAUUUGUGAAUAAUUUAAAGACACUGUGUGUUUUACUGCAAUUCAGCAUCAAUCUAAAUAAAAACAUUGUUCUUGUCACGACUCGUGUGUAAUAAGC
Chironomus riparius is the source of this 1595-nucleotide messenger RNA. The record is from the annotation of a GenBank genome assembly. NCBI's taxonomy places the organism in Eukaryota, Metazoa, Arthropoda, Insecta, Diptera, Chironomidae.